Messenger RNA from Lymnaea stagnalis (great pond snail), 534 nucleotides. Lineage: Eukaryota; Metazoa; Mollusca; Gastropoda; Lymnaeidae. The record is from the annotation of a GenBank genome assembly.
GUCGAGAUGAAGGUCACCGACGACGACGACAACGAGCAGCCGUGGGAUGGCAAGACCUUCGGCCGGCUCAAGGUGCGCGGCCCCGCCGUCGCAGCCGCCUAUUACGGCGGCGCCGGCACCGAGCAGUUCGACGCCGAUGGUUGGUUCGACACCGGCGACGUCGCCCAUCUCGACCCCAACGGCUACAUGCAGAUCACCGACCGCGCCAAGGAUGUCAUCAAGUCGGGCGGCGAGUGGAUCUCCACCAUCGACCUGGAAAACCUCGCCGUCGGCCAUCCGGACGUCGCGGAGGCUGCGGUGAUCGGCGUGCCGCAUUCGAAAUGGGACGAACGGCCGCUGCUGGUCAUCGUGAAAAAGCCCGGAAAGGAGCCUGCAAAAGGCGACAUUCUAGGCUUCAUGGAGGGCAAGGUGGCGAAGUGGUGGAUGCCCGACGACGUUGCUUUCGUCGCCGAAAUUCCGCAUACCGCCACCGGCAAAAUCCAGAAGACGACACUGCGUGACCAGUUCAAGGGUUAUCGACUGCCGACGGAUUGA